Mauremys mutica (yellowpond turtle) is the source of this 6944-nucleotide messenger RNA. RefSeq names its product endothelin receptor type B-like. Gene Ontology annotation, cellular component: membrane. Gene Ontology annotation, molecular function: endothelin receptor activity. Gene Ontology annotation, biological process: enteric nervous system development; G protein-coupled receptor signaling pathway; vasoconstriction. Lineage: Eukaryota; Metazoa; Chordata; Testudines; Geoemydidae. The transcript is spliced from 8 exons. Bases 201 to 1556 code for a protein of 451 amino acids. The record is from RefSeq and is a predicted model, not a curated record.
CAGCAUCCUUUCCCAGCUCAUGCACAUUAAAGAAAAUUCUGGGAUCUAACACCCUUGGGGCCUCCAGACCAAGCCCAGCUGCCUAUCCAGAAAGAAAGAGCCAUCAGAGUGAAUGAAAUUAACCCAAGGAGCCUCUGAGUUCCUAAGGACGAGGAAGGAGAAGCCAAGACUCAAACAGACAUUCAUACUGCUGCAAGCAAAUGCACAUAGGAAUGUGGCUGGGGUUUGGUGUUCCAUCCUCAAUGGCUAGAAUCCCAACUUCUGUAGUACUAGCCAUUUGCCUGACUUGCCUCUUCUCAAGCGUCUGCAGUCAGACCCCGAGGAACAUCAAGGAGAGCACGAUUCCAUUUAAGGUUCUACACCAGGAGCAGGUUUACAGUCUUAUCCAAUCGAGCUUGUUCCAGGAUGUCAGAGCCUCCUCCAACGAGUCGAAUGACACCCCUGGAAACGCCCAGUCACAGCUACCCCUGCCCACUAUGUGUAUAAAGCCUGCUGAAAUCAGACACAUCUUCAAGUACAUCAAUACCAUCGUGUCCUGCACCAUCUUCAUGGUGGGCAUCAUCGGCAACUCCACCCUGCUGAGGAUCAUUUACAAGAACAAAUGCAUGAGGAAUGGGCCCAAUGUCCUCAUUGCUAGCUUGGCUCUUGGGGACCUUCUCUACAUCCUCAUAGCUCUUCCCAUCAAUGUGUACAAGCUAUUGGCAGAAGACUGGCCAUUCGGCGUCCAGGUGUGCAAGCUGGUUCCAUUCAUUCAGAAGGCAUCUGUGGGCAUCACCGUCCUCAGCCUCUGUGCACUCAGCAUAGACAGGUACAGAGCGGUGGCCUCCUGGAGCCGGAUCCAGGGCAUAGGGAUCCCCAUGUGGAAGGCAGUCGAGGUGAUGCUGAUCUGGGCUGUGGCUAUCGUCCUGGCCGUCCCUGAAGCCAUUGCCUUCGACAUGGUGGAGCUGAACUAUCGCGAGCAGAUGCUCUGGGUCUGCAUGCUGUCCGCUGAACAGAACUCCAGAUUUACCCUGUUCUACAGGGAUGUGAAGGAUUGGUGGCUUUUUGGCUUCUAUUUCUGCCUGCCUCUGGCAUGCACCGGUGUCUUCUAUACCCUCAUGUCCUGCGAGAUGCUGAGCAAGAGGAACGGCAUGAGAAUUGCCUUCAAUGACCACAUGAAGCGGCGCCGGGAGGUUGCCAAGACAGUGUUCUGCCUGGUGGUGAUCUUCGCACUCUGCUGGCUGCCUCUCCACCUGAGUAGGAUCCUGAAGAAGACCAUCUAUGACCAGACCGACCCCAACAGAUGUGAAUUGCUGAGUUUCCUCCUGGUGAUGGACUACUUUGGUAUCAACAUGGCCUCCCUGAAUUCCUGCAUCAAUCCCAUAGCUCUCUACUUCGUCAGCCGGAAAUUCAAGAACUGCUUUCAGUCCUGUCUGUGCUGCUGGUGCCAGAGACCAGCCUUGAGCAGCGCACCAACGGAUGAUAAGGGAUCUGUUGGGAAGUGGAAAGCCAACGGGCAGGAAUUGGGGCUGGACCGAAGCAGCUCCCACCUGAGUAAUAAGUACAGCUCUUCCUAAAGAACCAUAAAUCAAUUGGAGAGCUCGCCGCAAGAGCUGAAAGGAGCCAUCCAUCCCACUCACAGUCAUUUCCUGGCUGGCUCUGAGUCACUUGCUUUCCUUUCACAGAUCCAUUGGAAAAAGCAGCAGCACUUCACUUACCAUUGAACUAGCCACUGCCUUGGAACCUCACUUCUCAUCUGUUCCUUUAUAAUCAUCUUUUUUGUUUUCCUCAAAGGACCUUUUGGGUUUUAAAUCCUGCUGGAGAAGCUGAGUGACCCAUGGCGCUAUCUGUCUCCAGACGGCAAGACCAUUAGAUGGGGAGGGAUGGUGCUGUGGGUGAUGUCACGUUUAAACUGACAAGGGACAUCACUGGCGGAGGUCAAUUCUGAUCCUCCAAGUUGAUACAUUAAGAAGCUAAGGUGAAACCAAAGCAGCUGCAUCACAGGCCUAUAGCCUUCCCCUCUUUGCUGCUGGGACACAAUCACUGGGGGUGAAAUUCACCCUGGACAGCCAGCCAGCAGAAGUCCGAGGCACCACUUAAGCCCUGUUUAAGCUCAGAGGGUUUCUAGGAAUUGCGCUGCCCUCUGCCCAUGGGUGAAUUUCACCCUGCAUGUCUAUAGUGUAACAACACAGUGAUGUAUAUAGAAUAGAGCUGCUUAGGUGAUGUUAUAUUCUUAGUAGAAAUGGGGUUAAGAAAAUGUUCCUUUUUUGAAAUUGUAGUAUACAAAGAAAUGGGCUGUUGUAGCUUCUCCCCUCUCCUUUCCAGCAGCUCCUUCACAGUGAGAGCUGUGUCUGGUCACGCUGGUGUUUGUAAAGGCAAGCACAGGAAUGGCAGCCUUGGCUAGAGUCAACGUGGGCAAAAACCAGGCACUGUUGGCUGUCAUCCACCACUCAACUCUGCCAACUUGUCCUUAAUUGCUAUCUGCAGCAUGUUGCUCCAGUCCUGGUCCUUCUGAACAGGAAAGAUCAGCUCUGCUGGGGUUGUGCUAUGAACAGAUGCCAGCAAGCUCACUGCACAUGUCACCUAAGUUAGGAGAUGAACUAGAAGUGAAAGGGAACCCUUGAUCACCAUUGGGUCUGAGCAAUGCUGGCUGCGUACCUAGCUACAGGAACACUGUACUGCAUAAAUUCAUAGAGUCUAAGGCCAGAGAGGCCUGCUAGAUCAUUUCUCUGAUCUUCUAUAUAUCACAGUCCAGAAAAUGUCAUCCAGUUCCUCUUGGCUUGAGCCCAUUGGCUUGUGCUUGGCUUAAGCCUGUCUACCAGAAAGACCCGUCUUGAUUUGAAGGCUUCCAGAGAUAGCAAAGCCACCACGUCCCUUGGUAGUCCAUUUGUGUGAUUCAUCAAACUCAGGGACACAGUUCAGAGACCUCUAAGGAAACCCCAAGUGCUGCAAGAAGUGGUGCUGGAGACUCCUUAGGACGUACUGGUCCCUCUCUUGCAAUACUGAAACAAUGCUCCAGCAUGGUGCUGCUGGCACUGCCGUUUGGCAGACUAGCCAUAAACCCACAAUUCUGCCCACUCAUGGUGGUCUAUAGGCCCAUCGCUCUCCGUGCUAGCAUCACAGCUGGGAGCCCUCAUGCACUGGGGCCAGAUUCCAGCAUAGGGCUUACGAGAGCUGCUCGGAAUAUGGUGAAAAGCCUUCACGGACAUAGUCGAACAUUCAGAUGGGCUUUCACCCCACAGCUUCCACAAAGGAACAAUCUUGCAUUUAUUCCAAUGAUGUCAUGAACAUUUUUAUGGGGAAUUUUCAUGGAGGAGGGGGUCAGGUUUUCUCCUCCUUUCUUUCCUUUUCUUUAUUUGCCUCUUUGCCCCCUUUUCCAUUCUGCCACUAAAAAAAGGGGUGGGGAGAGUAGGGAAAAAGGAAAAAAAUGGAAAUAAAAAUCCUAGUUUUGUUUCACUUUUGGUAUUUUGCUUUACACACAGAGACACACACACUGACAUGCUUUGCAAACAUUUCCAUUUUGAAAAAAUCCCAAUUCGCAAUGAGAAAAAAUUGUUUGAAAAUUGAGCCACUCUAGUAAUUACAGUCUGCCCAGCUAAAUGCCCACAACACUUGAUUGGGCUGUUCUUGCCUUCACCUCCUAAGAGUUACACAGUGCUGCUGUUACUGUGUUCUCUCCCCCCACCACCACAGAGGUGGCUGCAGUUUCAUUGGUGGCUGAAGUGCUCCAGGCUGGAGGGCACUUUCUCAACAGCAAGUAUUUUUAAAUCAUUGUGAUUUCUGUCAGGGUUCUGGUAUUUCCAUGUGCUUACAGAUGACCUGAGCGUGUGUGUAUAUAAACCUCAAUCUCUGUGUUCCUGUUCAGCAUGUGAUCUGACAUCAGCACCCCCAUACCCCCCUGCAUUAACCCCAAACAUGGUCAACAUCCCCACACUCUGGAAUCAGAGCACUUAGUGGCAGAGAGACUGAGAGGAUCUUAAAACCAGAGACAGCUGACUAAUUAAAUUGAUCUCUCCACCCCAUUGGUUAGUGAGUCAAUAGGCUAAGUGAGUCAAUAGGCUAAGUCGCCCUAAACUUUGGCAUAUGGAGCAGCCUAGAAUUUCUAACAGGCCAGAAAAAGGGGCAGUUGGGGUUGGAGAGGGCAGCCGCUGCUUGUCGGGGGAGAGAUCCAUUGGAGGAGGGAGUCCUGGAGAUUUGCUCCUGUGGGAGAGGAAAAGCUGCAAGCCAGUUUGACAAGUCUGGUGGUCAUUUUCAGGUGACUUUGAGGCAAGGCAGGUGACAUUGCAGGACAAACUGCUGUCAACCCAAAUGGUAAAAUCAACACACCAAACAAGCUGAAACCAACCCAGAAAGAACAGUAGACCCUCCCCAGCAUGUCAAUUCCCAUUGGGCUAGCACUCCCCAGGCAGCUUGGCUAGCUUCUGUCCUGAUACCCUCUGCUCUUCAGGGCUUUCUAGUCAUUGCUCUUCAUGUCCUUGACCUUACACAGGCUCCUUUGCUGGUUUUCAGGCAGUUCAUUUCACCAUGAUCCUGCCAUGCCUGGAUCUGAGGGCUGUGCUCAAGAGCUAGAGCUGGCAGCGGCUGUCUCCCUGGCGGACAGGUCAGGGGAGCAGGUGGCAGGAGCAGAGAGGAUGCCUCAUUUAGGAAUGGCAGCAUUUCAAAAUGCAGAAGGAGAGGCAAAAGGGCCAUUAACUCACUUAACAAGACAGUAACGGGCUAUUUCUCUUGGUUCAAGAGAGACUUUGGACCAUGGCAGAGGCCCAGAUCCUCAGAGAUAUUUAGGCAUCUAAUUACCAUUGAUUUGAAUGAUAGUUAAGUGCUUAAAUAUCUCUCAGGAUCUGGGCCAAAGUGCUUUGUGCUUCAAGGGACAGGCAUGGGAAGAGGGUCCCCCCUAGUGCUUGGAGCACCGCUUGCUGGAUGAGCUGCAGAGCGACAGAUUGUGCAGGUCCCCAGCACUCAGCUGAACACUGUGCCACAGUAGCACAAGCAGGGGUUUGCAGACGAGAAAAAAGGAAGCUCAUUGGUUUAUAGCUGUAAUUUUGCCCCUUGUUAGUAUCUUCCCUGUGCAAAAAUGUUGUCAGUACCAACCCCAAAGAGCUAGCCCUUAUCACACCACCACAUAAAGAAAGCACCCAGGGUUCCUCACUAACCCAGACCAUGGAAAGGGGCCUCAGGCAAGUCCUCCUAAUAUUCAGUAGGCUGGCAAAGAAUUUGGGCCUGUGACUCAUUUUAUUCCUCCUUUGGGGACCCCCUUGCUGCCUUGUGCUAUACUGACAUAUUGGGCAGUGGGAGGAAGGGGGCAGAUGCACCACUCCCAUUAAUUUCAAUGGGAAAUGUACCUCUAAAUCCCCAAGGGCUGCUUUGAAGCUCUCAGCCAUAAGCAUUGAGUGGUGGCGGAAAAUACACAACAUCCUAUACUUUCAACAGCCACAAGCUGCUCAUUGGCACUGGAAGGAGAGCUCAGGGCACUUUGCGGAGCUCGAACCAGACAGACAUCAAUUACAGGCACCCUGGGGGAAUGCAGAUCACUGUAUUGAACAGCCAGACAUAGAAGAGCUACAAACCCCUUGCCUCUUCAUCCUAAAGGAGCAGGUUUAUUCAUUUCCACAUUAACCAUUGCAUGCAAAUCAAUGUUUAGUUUUAUAAAUGUUUCAAAUCUUUCAAAACAGCCUCAGAUCCACAUUAUAAAUAUUGCAACAAAUAGGCUGCUGCGAAUUUAUUCCAGCUCUAGAUUCUGGUGGCUCCAGCCAUGUUCUUGUUUAAUGAGGGCCUCAGUAUCCUUCAGCAUAGCUGGUCCCUUGAGGCUCACUGGGGCACCCUCUGUAAUUCUCUUGUCAAAAGCAACAGAUCUCAAAGUUUAUUUGGCACAACAGGAAACUGUAUAUGCUUUUUUGAACCCUUUUGUAUGAUGGAUGCAUUUAAAUGUAAUGUCCCCAGCCUUAAAAUAUCAUCGUUGGACUAAGACCAGCCCCAGAAAAUUCUUGCCUGAAAGGAAAAAAAUCUCUGAAAGUUAUGGGCACCUGAAAACAGGGAGUUACAAUGGAAGCUAUUCUUCGGCCUUAAGUUUAGCUUUCACUACCAGCAAAAAAUGUUAAUACAAUGACAUAGCCACCCAUGGAACAAGAUCAUAUCUACAUGAUGCAUCCAGCUUUGAGAGGCAGAUAGAAUAAUUAAGCAUGUAUGUAGCCAUUCCUCUCUUCUCAUUGUGGGAAGAAAAAGAGGACAAGGAGGGCUUCAGAGCCAAAUUUAGGGCUCAUGCAGCAGUUGUUAUGUCCUGACACCCUGAGAUAUCAGAGAAAGUCACCCGUCAGCUACCAGAAGCCAGAUGGGUUUCAGAUCAUGUAAACUACAAGGAGGUUUAUUCUCUGUCAGUUGUCCUCAGCUGAGCAAUCAUGGGAUAAGCCUGUGUGUGUGAAUCAGCUCCUGUUUGCGGACCCGUCCCUCCCGUCCCCGCAGGGUAAUUGCCUUCCUGCUAACUAGGAUGCUUAUUUUUAACAAUCCCCUUUCAUUCGGGUUAGGAAAUCUGGUGAUCACGAGUGCAAGAAACUGAUGGCACCAUCUAGAGGCAGGCUGGCCCUGUGCAAACACCACCCCCCUCUACACAUGGCUCUGUCAAAGACUCACCAGGAUGAGCCCCACAAACUCAAUCCAGCUGUGGCUCAACUCCCCCUUUGAAAUCAGGCCUCUACUAGAGAAAGGCUUUGCAGCCUGCCAAUGGAAAGUGCUAUAGAAAAGCAGCCCUUGCACCCUCCCAAGCCAAGUGCUUGACAGCUCCUUGUAUCACAGUGAAACAGACAAGAUGGGCCAGCUGUGGUGGAGAGAGGAGAGAAUCUUAUCAUGAAACCCAGGGUUAGUGGGUUUCUUGACCUAAUGUCUGUGAAAGCAAACACACUGUUAACCUGUCACAGGGCUCCAGUCCAUCAAUUUGUCUUGGAAAGAGCAAUAUAUAGCAAAUCAUGACAUGU